Messenger RNA from Colletotrichum chrysophilum, 459 nucleotides. RefSeq lists its product as uncharacterized. The coding region runs from base 1 to 459 and encodes 152 amino acids. NCBI's taxonomy places the organism in Eukaryota, Fungi, Ascomycota, Sordariomycetes, Glomerellales, Glomerellaceae. The transcript is spliced from 3 exons. The record is from RefSeq and is a predicted model, not a curated record.
AUGCAGUUCACUGCCACUCUCACCCUUCUCAUCACCGCCAUCACCGCCAUCACCGGCGCCAGCGCCUCGGUCGACCAGUACGAUGGCGUCGUCUGCAACAUCGAUCACCUCUCCAAGACGAAUAAGAUCUUUAUGACAGCCCGCCACACACCCGGCGGCGCUUACCGGUACCUCAACGGCCUCAACGGCAAAGCCGUCCAAAGCGCUGGUCCCGGUCGCUGCACCCGCGUCUCCUGCGCCCACAAUCUCGGCGUCUACUUCUGCAACGACAACCGCCACACGAUCAAGGUGCCCUGGUCUAAGAUUGCCAAGUACGCCAACGACAUUGGCAUGAUCUGCGGCCGAACUGUCCACACGCCGAACAAGAAGGGGCAAAAAGACCCCUACGGCAGGGACCACUUUGGAAAGAUCCACAGCAAAGACCGCUGGAGUGUGUUUGUCAACGGCGACCGGUGCUAA